GUUAUAGGAGAAAGCUCUACAGGAAUUGUUGGCAAUGGCUGUUAGAUGAUAAUUUUGACAGUUAACUUGCGUAUAUCUAAAUGUAAAAAUGUGUGAUGAUUUUCAAGAAUAUGAAGUCAGUGUGGAUAAUCCACAAAAACAUCUUGAUCCAAUGGAAACUUAUAUUUCAUUUAGAGUUACAACAAAAGUAAAGCAAAAAUCUAAUGAAGAGGAGUUUAUUGCAAGGCGGAGAUAUAGUGAUUUUUUAUGGCUCAGGAAUAAAUUAUUUGAAUCUUUUCCAACUCUUGUUGUUCCUGGGUUACCAGCGAAGCACAGUGUUCUUGAACAAUUAGAUAGAUAUUCUCGCCCUUUCAUCAUGACGAGAAUGUCAAUGUUGCAUACAUUUAUGCAAAGAGUGGCCUCCCACCCAGUAUUUAGCUGUAGUCCUGUUUUAAAGACAUUUUUAACUGCAAAGUCAGCUGAAUUUAAUAUGCAGGCUAAAGCAGGUCCAGGACUAUUUGAUCGUUUAUCUGGUUCAAUUCAAAAUUUUAAAGGAUGUAUUCCUCGACAUGGACAUCUUUAUCCUGAAUUUGAAGCUGUGAGAGUUUAUGUUAACAACUUAUCUCAAAAGCUUUAUAGCCUACUUUCAGUUGCUAGUCGGAUUCAUAGGGAAAGAACUGAACUUUCUCUUGAAUUGGAAGAUGCCAAAAGAGCUCUUGAUAAUUGGUCCUAUAAUGAGCCAGAACUGAGUCAAGGAAUAUGUGGAGUUCGUAAGGCAAUAGAAUCAGUUACUACUCUUCAAAAGAUUCAUCUGUUGCAAACUUAUCACCCAUUGUUAGAAAAUCCAUUGGAAGAAUAUCUUAAUUAUAUAGAAGCUGUUAAAGAAGCCCUCACUAGAAGAGAUGCUAUACAGUACAAUUAUGAAAAUAGUAUUGAAGAAACUAAUAAGAAAAGAGGUGAAAUUUUACAGUUGGAAGCUUUGAAUAAUAAUAAUAAUGGAAGUUUCGGUAUGAAGCUAUGGAGAACUUCGAACAGAGAAAAGCUGCAUAAACUAAAAGAGGAAGUUCCUGUACUUGACCAAGUCGUAGAAGAAAAUCAUGAUAAAGUUGAAAUAGCAAAUGAAAGCAUGAAAGCUGAUUUAGCACGAUGGAAUACAGAAAAAAGAUCUGAAAUAAAAGAUAUCUUAAAUCGUAUUACUGAACAACAUGUUCUCUACUAUGAAGAAAGCUUACAUGCUUGGGAGAAGGCACUAGAAACACUAAAAGGCUUAAGUAAUUCAGAAGAAGUUUCCCAUUAAGUCAUAUAUUAUUUAUGUAUAUUUAUUCACUGUAAUUAGUCUACAUCACACACUAGAUGAUGUUAAAACAAACUCAUUAUUUACAUUACUAUAUACAAUUUUUACACUGUAAUUUUUGCAAGUCUGCCUCUAUUUAAAAAAAAAGUGAUGUUUACAUUUUUGUUUUAUCAAUGUGCCAAAAGCUCUUAAUCUACUUUUAUUGUUUAUUUUAAAAUUUAAAAUGUCUAAUUUUUAUUUACAUAAAAAAAAGGGAGA
Nezara viridula (southern green stink bug) is the source of this 1531-nucleotide messenger RNA. The record is from the annotation of a GenBank genome assembly. Lineage: Eukaryota; Metazoa; Arthropoda; Insecta; Hemiptera; Pentatomidae.